AUGGACCAUGUUUUGGGUUACUGGAAUGCAAGCUUGAAAUGGCCUGAGAGGAUACUGCUCACUACGUCUGAGGGCUUGAAGAAGGAAAGUUCAUUCAAUGUUAAAAGGAUGACUGGAUUUGUGGGUCAUCCCUUCUCUGCAAACGAAGAUCAAGAGGACGAGCAAAAAUUUGGGGUUCUGGCAACACCUGGACCAGAUGUCCUACUCCAUGGGCCUGGUUCAAGGGCUGAAUCUGGGCCAAAUGGUCUAGCCAAUCGCCCUGAGCCGGCCAAUUGGUUCAUGUUUUCGACUUUAAGCCCGGCCCAUACUAACAACAAAAAAUGUAAGCUACGAGUUCCGCGAGUUUCGUGUAACUCCGAUCAGUGGUACUUGAGCUGUGGCAAUACGUUCAAUUGUGGAACCAUCACCGGAGUGGGAUAUCCUUUUCGCGGAAAUGGAGAUCCUGAAUAUUGUGGCUAUCCUGGUUUUGUGCUCAAUUGUGAUCAGGAAAAUGUCACCACUAUUGCUAUUAUGAACAUAAGUUACAGCAUCUUGGAUAUCUAUGAGGAUACACAAGUUAUGAAGAUUGUUCGGGAGGAUCUGAUGCAGACAAGCUGUCCACGUGAUUUAGUAAACACAACCCUCGAUUACUCCCUCUUUGAUUACGCCAAUACUUAUAUGAACCUCACAUUUCUCUAUGGUUGUCCUCCUUCAUCGAAUAUUUCUGGUCGUAGCCUUCUUUCUUGUCGGAACAAUAAUGUCUAUGUAUUCCCUGGAACUCUAGGCCCUGGAAGCUGUAAUACCAGUGUCAUUGUCCCAGUUCUCCAAACGGGUCCAGGAUUAUCCAUAAAUUUAACUAGUUUGAACCACGUUCUUCAGGAAGGAUUUGAAGUUAGAUGGACGGUGGAUAGCAAAGCCUGCAGUGAGUGCACCGGGUCCAAGGGACGGUGUGGAUAUGAUUUUCCUACCAGUCAAACCAUUUGUUUUUGCCUCAACUCGCCUUAUGUGGCUAGUAGCUGCAAAACUGCUGACGGAUCCUCCCCGGGGUCCAUGCCCACACCGCCAGGUAUGUACUCCCUUCUAUUAGAUGAAAAAUUCUGGACCCGAGAACCCAGAAUUUUUCUUGUAGCAAGUGAUAUGACUUCAAAUUUGAUGUUAGCACUGGGUAUCUUUUUCCAGGUCACUUGGUUUGCUCCGUUUUGUUGUUUGAUUUACAUUAUGAAACGAGAGGCCUUGCAGAUAUGAUGCUUUCUAGCUUGGAGGGGGAUAGAGUGGUGAUUAGCUACUUUUGCUAGUUUUACCUAUUGUUUGUAGUGCUUGAAAACUUAAUCGAGUAAUUUUAGGUGUGUUGUUUUAUUCUUUGGUUGCGGUCUGAUUCUGAUAGAUUAACUUAAAGAGUAACAUGGAAGUGUAGGAAAGGGAAGAGGAAAACUAGGGAUGAUAAUGGGCAGGGUUGAAGGAGGUAGCUGAUUUGUUUCACCAUUAUUAGAGUGGGAUGGGAUAGGAAUAGAUAUUAGAAUCCAAACGGAUUUGGGGUGGACUUGAGGUUUUUGUGGUCGGACCUUCUUAAACAACUUUACUCAAAUAGUGGGUCGAUUUGAUACGUAAUAUUAAGUACAUAAAACGACAUUUUCGUGAAUACAAGGUGCAACUGAGUGGACAUAGUCAACUAGUAUUUAUAAAUAAAGCAAACCUUCAUUAAGAAUGACUUACCUACCAAAAAAUAUUAAUGGUAAAAUUGGAUCGGUUGAAUAUUUGUAUUAGAGAAUUUUUAAAUUAGAACCAACCAAAGUACAUUUAAAUAUUCUAAAAUAUUUAAAAAAAAAACAUAAUGGACUUGUUUGAAACUGACUUAAAACCUUAAAUUUUAAUGUUAUAUUUCAGAGAAAAAGAAACAUGAUCCCUUUGGACUUGGGCUUAUUGGCUACAUUUCCAUAAGUUUUUUGGGCAAAAAUAUCUUUUAUGAACACCAAUGA
Molecule: messenger RNA, 1955 nt
Organism: Ilex paraguariensis (yerba mate)
Lineage: Eukaryota; Viridiplantae; Streptophyta; Magnoliopsida; Aquifoliales; Aquifoliaceae
Source: the annotation of a GenBank genome assembly